AAACAUCGAAACAAAAGCUUGACGGCUGGGUUGUUGGUGUUUUUUGCCAAUGGGAAGAAAACCCAUAACAAACGAGAGUUUGUGUUGUGCUCAACCGAUUCAGCCCUAGCUGGUGGACGCUGCGACAAAGCCACAAAACAUCUUCGUUCGUAAUACAACAGCUGUGCGGUGGUGGUGGUGGUGCUACCUGCACAUACCCGCUUUGCCUACCAUGGCCGACGAGUAUCAGUAUGUGAGCAAGAGCAAGCUGAAGCUGAAGAACGAUUCCGACACGAAGAAAAAGCACAAGAAAAAGGACAAGAAAAAGGAAAAGGAGAAAGUGUUCCGGGCCGUGCUGGAAGACCCUGGCAAGGCCGAGGACCGUCACCAGCAGCAGCAGCAGGGACAGGGGCAGGGGCAGACUAGCGCAGCCUCAGGACGGGUUCUGACGAAAGCGGAAGAAUCGUUUAAAAAGAUGCAGGAGAAGAUGCAAAACAAACGCAUCGUGGAGAAGGCACAGAUGACCCACAAGCAGCGGGUAGAAUUGUUCAACAUGCAUCUCGACAGCCUGACCGAACACUUUGACAUACCGAAGGUGUCCUGGACGAAGUAGAUUGGGCCAGCCAGAUCGGGAGGACUGCACUGUUGCGGUGCAAUUACGGAUUGGCCACAGAUACGCUGUACCGUGUGAUGAUGUGAAGAGAUUGUGUGUGUGUGUGUGUGUGAAUAAAAUAAAUCGUUCCAUAUCGACGCUGUGCAGUAGGCUACAGCUGCAGAAGCAUUGAAGCAUCAAAA
This is a messenger RNA of Anopheles coluzzii, 774 nucleotides long. Its product is annotated as protein FAM32A. The coding region runs from base 212 to 592 and encodes 126 amino acids. The record is from RefSeq and is a predicted model, not a curated record. NCBI's taxonomy places the organism in Eukaryota, Metazoa, Arthropoda, Insecta, Diptera, Culicidae. Gene Ontology annotation, cellular component: nucleolus. The transcript has 3 exons.